AUGACGCAGAAGGCUGCCAAUGCUCUCUGGACCCCACAGUUCUGCCCCCAGCAGGAACCAUUGCCCAGAAGAAAAGGCAGAAUGUUCCCCUGGGCCCUGGCUGUUCUGUGUGCGAUCUGUGCAGCGACCAGUGCCACUGAGAAGUGCAUUGUUCCUGCCGACCAGCAGUCCCUGGUCACUGAACUCCAACGUAGGAUGGAGAGCUCUGUCGUCCUGCAAAGCCCACCGAACCCCAGCAUCCUGAUUGCUUUGAACCUGGUCGGCACACAGGAUGGCACGAAGGAAAAGCUACUGGUGCAGCAGAUAAAAGACAGGGUCAUCAAGGAAGGCACAGCGGAAAUGACCUCUGGCGAGGUGGCCCUCUACGUCCUCGCCCUCCUCUCGUCCUGCGAGGAUCCCAAGCGCGUCACGGCUGACAUCAACUUGGUCGAAGUCUUGAAGUUGAAAACCAAGGAGGAGUUGACCUACUUGAGUGACCACGGCACGCCCAAGACGACGUUCUACCAGUUCAGCCUGGACACCCUGGCUCUGUGCCUAGAAGGGGCCAAUGUCAAAGAGGCAGCUCUAAGCCUGACCAAGGAGGCGCUGGCCAAGGAUUUCUUUGUGGACACCGGAGCCAUGGCGACUCUGGCACUGACCUGCGUGCAGAAUGCUGAGCAGAGCAGGAUCCUGGAGACCAUCCACAAGGCGCUGGACAAGCUCCGAAAGCAGAUUCUCAGGGCUGUGGAGACCAACACCGCCAAUAUAUACAGCAUCGGCUUGGCUCUUCAGGUGCUCAAUGUCACUCCGGUGUCCUAUCCCUCCGAGGACUGGAGCUGCUCACAGACGUUAGCCAAGGUGCUCACCGAGAUCUCCCAGGGAGCCUUUGACAACCCCAUGGCCGCUGCCCAGAUCCUCCCUUCCCUCGUGGGCAAAACCUACCUGAAUGUGAUCAGACUCAGCUGCUUGACAGUCAUGGUGGAAUACACCAUCACCAACCACCUCAGGGGGCAAUACUUCAACCACACCAUCCGCGUGAGUGUACCCAAAGGCUCUGUGCUGCUCUCCGUCCUGCAAGUGGCUCAGCAGAACAAUCCACAGGACUUCAGCUACGAAACAAAGCAGACAUCCUGGGGCCUCAUGGUGGUCUCCAUCAACAGCCGUGCUGCCAACUCCAACGACAAGACCUACUGGCAGUUCUUCAACGGCACAAAGCCCCUGGAGCAAGGUGUCGACAGCUAUGUACCAAGUAACAACGAGCAUAUCGAGGCCAUCUUCAGCACAUAUUGAGCACGCAGGUGGCCUGAGGGAAGAAGGGGAUGCAAUCAAGAGCGGGAGAGACCUCUUCUGUCGCCCUUCAAGAUCACAAGCCGGGCAAGACCCCUCUAGGCUGAAGAGAUACAUGCCCAACCCAUCACAGGGCUGUCAAGGGCAAAUAAAAA
This is a messenger RNA of Trachemys scripta elegans, 1421 nucleotides long. Its product is annotated as cobalamin binding intrinsic factor-like. Gene Ontology annotation, molecular function: cobalamin binding. Gene Ontology annotation, biological process: cobalamin transport. Lineage: Eukaryota; Metazoa; Chordata; Testudines; Emydidae. The record is from RefSeq and is a predicted model, not a curated record.